Molecule: messenger RNA, 831 nt
Organism: Camelina sativa (false flax)
Lineage: Eukaryota; Viridiplantae; Streptophyta; Magnoliopsida; Brassicales; Brassicaceae
Source: RefSeq, a predicted model, not a curated record
AUGAUAAUUGUGGAUGCAACUUGGCUCAAGAACGGAUACAGUGGUGUACUUAUUUUUGCCUCGGCUCAAGAUCCUAAUCGUCACCACUAUCCCAUAGCGUUUGGUAUACUCAAUGGUGAGAAAGAUGAAAGUUGGACUUGGUUUUUGGAGAUGCUGAGAACUGUUAUACCAGACACUUCUGAAUUGGUAUUUAUUAGUGAUAGAAAUGCAAGACUUAUCGGUGCCAUAGCUAAUGUGUAUUCCCAGGCUCGUCAUGGAUAUUGUAUUUGGCAUUUGUCUCAAAAUGUCAAAAGUCAUGUUAUAAACGUCAACAAAGACGUAGUCGCUUGGAGAUUCAUGGAGUUGAGUAGGCAUUACACAGUGGCUAAUUUCAACACUGCAUAUAUUGCGUUUAAGACGCGAUAUCCUUCUGCUGCCGCUUAUCUUGAGGAGAAUACUGUGAAAGAAAAAUGGGCAAGGUGUUGUUUUCCUGGAGAAAGAUACAACUUAGAUACAAGCAAUUGUGUGGAAUCUAUGAACAAUGUCUUCAAGGAUGCAAGAAAGUACUCCCUAAUACCCCUGCUUGAUACAAUCAUAGCGAUGUUUUCUAGAUGGUUUAAUGAUCAUCGGAAGGAUUUUGUGGCUGGAACAAUUGAUAACAAAUUGGUGCCUUUAGUGGAGAACAUACUCCACAAAUUAUGGCCUAUUGCUGAGAAAUUGAUUGUGACAGAGCUAAACAGUUUUGAACUUGAAUACAAUGUCGUCGAUUGUGAUGGAAAGCCUUAUUUCGUGAAUUUGCUUCAGAAGAGUUGCAGUUCCAAGGUGUUCGAUAUUGAAAGGUACAACUGGUAA